GUGUGUGUGUGUGUACUCCAUUCAAGUGGAUGAAAGAAGCUUUGCCUGCGUCGUCCACCAUUUCCAAAAAUACUGUGUUGUGUUGCUGCCUUACCAGUACUGGAGUUACAGGUGAAGGGCAAAACAAGCUUCCGGAAUCCUUCUUUGUCACCAUUUUUUAGUCAAACUACUUCAAGGAACACUAUCUUUCAUUUAGAAAAAAAAAAAAAAAAAACAUUUUCCGUUACUUUCGAAAGAGGAGUGAGCUGAAGACAGGAAAUCUGACCACCUUCCAGCAUUUUCCAGGCAAGAAUGGGUUAACACUGGUCAGCCAUUCAGCCAUGGUAGUGACCCAUCUGGCUCUGGAGCUGCGUUUCCAGGGGAAGAAGCUGAGAGGCUUCUCAUGCAGACUGACCCGAUCGGCCCACGGCUUCCUGCCGGAGAGCUCGUGGAUCAUCACACUGCAGGUCCUGCUGCCCUACCUGGUGUCCGGCCUGGGCAUGGUGGCAGCUGGGAUAGUCAUGGAUACAGUGCAACACUGGGAGGUGUUUAAGGAGAUCUCCGAGGUUUUUAUUUUGGUGCCAGCUCUAGUGGGGCUGAAGGGGAAUCUGGAGAUGACAUUGGCAUCUAGACUGUCAACAGCAGCCAACAUGGGGCAGAUGGAUGAGGCUCGGCAGCAGUGGAGGAUGGUGCUCUGUAAUCUGGCUCUCAUUCAGGUCCAGGCCACAGUUGUGGGCUUCCUGGCAGCGGUAGCAGCAGUCGGUCUUGGGGGUCUGACCAGGGGGCGAGUGGAUGUUACCCAGGCUGCUGUCCUGUGUGCCAGCAGCGUCACGACUGCUUUCAUCGCUGCACUGUCUCUAGGUCUGGUGAUGGUGGCAGUGAUUAUCGGAUCCAGGAAAGUGGGCAUCAACCCAGAUAAUGUGGCCACGCCCAUCGCCGCCAGCCUCGGAGACCUGACCACUCUGUCUCUGCUUGGUGGGGUCAGCAGCCUCUUUUUCUGUUACAGAGACAUGUGGUACCUGCCUCCAGCGGUGUGUGGCUUCUUCCUGCUACUUAUCCCAGUGUGGGUCAUUAUUGCCCGUCGUUCCCCAGCAAUCAGAGAGGUCCUAAAGUCUGGCUGGCAACCUGUCAUUUUGGCCAUGUCUAUCAGCAGUAUUGGUGGUCUGGUUCUUGAUAAGACAGUGAGCAAUCCAAGCUACGAGGGUAUGGCAGUGUUCACUCCAGUCAUCAAUGGUGUAGGGGGAAACCUGGUGGCCAUCCAAGCGAGCAGAAUGUCCACCUACCUCCACUACUGGAGCGUUCCUGGAGCUCUUCCAUUUAAAAUGAAUGGGAACUGUCCUGGACCCUGUGCCACCUUCUGCUCCUCAGAUGUGAAUUCCAAAUCAGCCAGAGUCCUGGUCACCCUCGUUGUCCCGGGUCACCUCUUCUUCCUGUACACCAUUCACCUCCUGCAGGGAGGCCAUACUGCCAUGACCCCCAUCUUCAUCAUCUGCUAUCUGUCUGCUGCUCUGCUUCAGGUGGUGAUUUUGCUGUAUGUGGCUGGUUUCAUGGUACAAUGGCUGUGGCGAAGGGGACUGGACCCAGACAACUUCUCCAUCCCCUACCUCACAGCGCUAGGUGACCUGUUGGGGACUGGCUUCUUGGCUCUGAGCUUCAGACUGAUACUGACGGUCACUUCUGCUGGGACUGGAGUUUGACACCAACAUAUGGUCCUGUACACUCAGAAUGUACUCUAUACAUUCUCUAUAUGCAAGUGGCUUAAACACACUGCAAAGUUCAUUGGGUGUUAAAAGGAAAGUGAGGAUGACACCAGCUAUAAGUAUGCGGUUAUAUUUGUGCCUCAACACUGUGAUGUGAUGGGACAGAAAAAUACUGUUUUGCAAGAAUAUACAUUCUAUUUUGUAGACAAAUUGUUACGCAAAUAACAAUUCAAUGUGAGCUCAUCCUUUCUGUUCAACAAAUGGAUUUGUGUUUGCUAUAGUCAUUAUAGAGCAGAGUAAUAAGCUCUCAAUCAUUUUGCUCAGAUCUCAGCAGCUCACAUGAUGCCCCAACAUGUCUACUCACAUUUGCUUUGCACAACCUGACACAGUGUUACCAUGUGUCUAGACACAGCGCAAAACAAAUUAUAGAGGCAGCACAAUUGCAUAGUAAGUCAAAGGAAACUGCCAGUGAGUUAGCCCAUGGCAAUGCAAACUGUCACAAGGCCACAUGUGUACAAGUUCAGAAUGUUCCCGCUCGAGGAAAGAAAUUGCAUGUAUCCUGGAGCUGUAUGCAUCUGCUACACAAAUGUACAGGGAUGAGAGAAAAAAGGAAAGAGAGAGGAGAGAAAUGGGGUUUCUGAGCUCAGCUAAACACUCAACUAACUAGCUGAUAGCUAACAUAGAGUUAGCACACUGGUUGAAGGAGGGUCGGGGGGGGGGGAAUAAAUACAGGUAGUUAGCUGAUGCACAGUUGCUAAAAUAGUUGUAGCUUGCUAAGCUAGCAGGCUAACUCGACCAAAAAAACCCAGAAAAAAGUUCCAUUUCAUGAUUAAACUCACCGAACAGUUUGUACAGUAUAUGUAAAACCCUGGCUGGAGAGUAAUAUUUAUAUAGCUAGCUGUCUUGUUAAUUAGGUUCAUUACCAUUUCAUAGUAUUCUUUUAAAAUGCCUAGCCAACUAACUUGCGUAAGAAUGUGGGUACGUUCAUAAAUAGUCUCAAUCAGCAGAGCAUCAAUAGCAGUCUGAAUUUCGUACAGAGAAAAUGGCAACAUUUUGGGGAAAAAGUGGCUGGCCAAUGUUAACCCAUCCAUCGUCUGUAACCACUUCAUCCCUUUUUAUUGGGUUGCUGGGUUUUUGCUGGAGCCAAUCCCAGCUGUCUCUGGGCGAGGGCAGGGUACACCCUGGACAAGUCGCCAGCUCAUCACAGGGCCCUCACUGAUGGCAGCGGUGCCAAUGCAAGGUGCCAACCCCAUAUCAGGAGCAGUUCAGGGUUCAGUAUCUUGCUCAAGGACACUUUGACAUGCAGCUCAGCACUGCAUGACAGUGACAGUAGGGGAGUUGAACCAGCUACCGUCUGAUCACUAGCCAACCUGCUCUACCCGCUGAGAUACAGCUGCCCACCCAAUGUUUAACCUGUUAGUUUAAUUCAUACACUAAGGGCAUGCUUUCAUUCUUUGAACACAUCACUUUGGAGCAUCAGAUUGGAUCCACAAACACACCCACAGUGACAGAGGUUAUUAUUGUGUGCUAACAUACAUGCUGUGAUAGCAAACACUUACCUUCAUUUACUGAGAACAGAAUUUCUUUUUUUGCACAAAUUCAAAUAUUGAAAUUAAGAUAAUAAUUUGUCCCGAAUAUAAUAACCAGUGUUUUCUGUGCUCAUGAUAUCCCUUCAAGGCACAAAGAUAAGAGGUUGCACACCGUAAGUACACACAAAGGUGAGGACAGCGUGGACAUUUUUUGCACUUUGGUCUCCAUAUUUGCCAGCUCACUGUGGUCUGUAGUUGCACACUGUUCCCUGGAGCUGCACUUGUAUUAUCAUCACCCAGCUUGGCUUUAUAGAAGCAACAUCCAUCUAAAAUGGACACAAGUGGGAAUACUGUAGAACCACUGUAUUGUGAACUGUCGACACAUCUGUAUACCUAUUGUCAGCUCUUAAAUGUUAGAUGGCAAAUGAUUGUAAUAAGGCAAUAAUAAUAUAUAAUUGAGUGUAAAUGUAUAUUAACAUUACUCAGAUGCUGCACUGUCUGGACGAAUGUUAGGUUUUAUUAUGUUUAUUUUAUGUAGAUUUGUGCCUUUAAACCGUGAUAAGCCUUCAGUUCUCUGAUGUGUUUCUAUGAAUGUUUUGCCAAAUUUCUACUGAACAUUUUAGUUUUGUGGCACUGAAUAUAGCCUGUUGUACUUUACUGUAUCCACGUUAGUAUGUGUUGACAAUACAUGUAUUUCUUUGUGCUAUUUUUGUUAACAAAUUAUUUAGUAUGGAUCUCUCUAUAUGGGGACUUUUCAAUUGUUUGAUAUGCACUUUUAGAGAAGAUGCUUGACUUUACCUGAUCUGACAACAGCAUCCAAAGAUGGUAAUAAUCCUAUUGUCACAGUGACAUCAAGCUUGACUGGACUUUGUAGUGCUCUCACAUUUGUAAAAACUUCUGGAUGACAUCUUUGCAGCCAUGAUUUGUCACUGAAAUAAAAGACUGACAUGUAAGCCAUGA
Molecule: messenger RNA, 4168 nt
Organism: Acanthopagrus latus (yellowfin seabream)
Lineage: Eukaryota; Metazoa; Chordata; Actinopteri; Spariformes; Sparidae
Product: solute carrier family 41 member 1-like
Exons: 10
Coding region: 321-1676 (451 amino acids)
Biological process (GO): monoatomic cation transport
Cellular component (GO): plasma membrane
Molecular function (GO): monoatomic cation transmembrane transporter activity
Source: RefSeq, a predicted model, not a curated record